GAAGUUGCUGUAAAGUUGGAGUCUCAGAAGGCUAGACAUCCCCAGCUGCUGUAUGAAAGCAAACUGUACAAGAUUCUGCAGGGAGGAGUUGGCAUCCCACAUAUACGGUGGUAUGGUCAAGAAAAGGACUACAAUGUUCUAGUUAUGGAUCUUCUUGGUCCCAGCCUCGAAGACCUAUUCAACUUCUGUUCUCGCAGGUUUACGAUGAAAACAGUACUUAUGUUAGCAGACCAGAUGAUCAGUAGAAUUGAAUAUGUGCAUACAAAGAAUUUUAUACACAGAGACAUUAAACCAGAUAACUUCCUAAUGGGUAUUGGGCGUCACUGUAAUAAGUUAUUCCUUAUUGACUUUGGUUUGGCCAAAAAGUACCGGGACAACAGGACGAGGCAACACAUACCAUACAGAGAAGACAAAAAUCUCACUGGCACAGCUCGGUAUGCCAGUAUCAAUGCACAUCUUGGCAUUGAGCAGAGUCGUCGGGAUGACAUGGAGUCUCUAGGCUAUGUAUUGAUGUACUUUAACAGAACCAGUUUGCCUUGGCAAGGAUUAAAGGCUGCAACAAAGAAGCAAAAGUAUGAAAAGAUUAGUGAAAAGAAAAUGUCCACUCCUGUUGAGGUUUUGUGUAAGGGAUUCCCUGCAGAAUUUGCCAUGUAUCUGAACUACUGUCGUGGCCUGCGCUUUGAAGAGGCACCAGAUUACAUGUAUCUGAGGCAAUUAUUCCGUAUUCUUUUCAGGACCUUGAACCAUCAAUAUGACUACACGUUUGACUGGACAAUGUUAAAGCAGAAAGCAGCACAGCAGGCAGCCUCUUCCAGUGGGCAGGGGCAGCAAGCCCAAACCCCCACAGGCAAGCAAACUGACAAAUCCAAGAGUAACAUGAAAGGUUUCUGAGCAUGGCGAGGAUGGGACAAAGCAGAGCAGACCGGAGCAGGACUUGUCACUCCCCAAAUCCUAGAAAUUUUAGUUCAUACGUACACUUGCCAGUGGCUGUGGGCAACCAUUUACUUGGUGUAAAGAACUUAAUAUCAGUAUAAACUGGCAUUGGGCAGUGUCAAUGAUGCUGCACUUUGAGUUGUAGCAGCUGUAAUUGUGAAUAUUACUGAGAUAGUGAAACAUGGUGUCCAGUUUUCUAUUGCAUUUUUUCAAGUGGAAAAGUUAACUAAUGGUUGACACACAAGUGGAGAAAAUUGUGCAUAUGCCAAUUUUUGUUACCUUUUUACUUUGAACUACACUGCUUAUGAGAUCUCAUUGUUUCAGAAGAAUGGCAUGAACAGUCUGCGGCAACAGUUGUGAUAAUUGUAAAUGCUCACAAUUGUGCACUCUUUUCUGGUUUUUCCUCCCUGGGUUUUGAAAGUUGUACACUUAAAACAUUCUUAAAGUUGUUGGCUUCUAUGUGCAACAUACCAAGCCAGCUGACAUGGUAGUAACCAAAGAUUCAAGUUUUUAAGCAUAUGAAAGACUCUGCCUGCUUACCUGUGCUAGAAAUAACAGCAUCUAAAGUGAAGACUUAAGAGAAACUUAGCGACUACUAGAUAAUCUUUAGGACUCUGCAUUAACUCUAUAAUGUUCUUGGUAUAAAAGGAAAAACAGCAUAUUUGUCACGAAAUUUAGUUAACAUCUUACAACUGAACCUGUAUGUAAGUUGCUUAGAUAAAUGUAAUCACUGUAAACAUCUAUAUGAUCUGGGAUUUUGUUUUUAUUUUGAAGCGGGAGCUUUUUUGUUUACAAGUUCAUUAAAAACUAAAAACUGUUUCUGUAAGGAAAUGAGAUUUUUUUUUUUAAUUUGCCUUGUUAAUUCAGUUUAAAAAAUCUACAUUACCCUGUUUUUAAACCAAGUUUCAAGGCCAUUUGUUAAGCAAAAGAAGUCUUAUUUCUUUCUAAAUCAUUUUAGAUUUAGUGUUGUAACUCUUCCUCAUUUUGUUUUUAAAUAAAUUUUGUAUUUUUUCCUGGAGGGGGAAGGGGCAGUCUUGCAUUUUUAUAACUUGCUGUUUGAGACCAGCCCUCUAUACUAGGAUUGGAUUUUUUUAAAACAAAGUGGCAUCUUUUGCAGACCUGGUAUUGGCACCCUCUGAGUGUUGCCAUGUUAUGCAUCGAAUGGACUGACUUGUGAUUGCUAGUUUUGACAAAAAUUUGAAUGGAGUAUUUGGUUUUAAACCAAGACAUUUUCUUUCAAGUUCUUGUGAAGUGGAUAUGACCAGAUUUACUCUUGUUCUUGGGGACAGCCCUGCACCAUGCAGAGUUCACAUUGGUUACUGCCCCAGGCUGUCCUCCUUCUCACUCCUGUUCUAGCCCAGCUGAAAGAAAGAAGUACUUUUAUUGCUGGUAAUUCUUUAACAGUGUAAUUUAUUCCUUUAUAGCAUGUCAGAAUAAAUUAAAAAAAUGUCUGAAAAUGC
Molecule: messenger RNA, 2393 nt
Organism: Opisthocomus hoazin
Lineage: Eukaryota; Metazoa; Chordata; Aves; Opisthocomiformes; Opisthocomidae
Source: RefSeq, a predicted model, not a curated record